AUGGCCCCACGCACCCGUGCUGGGACUGCACCCUCUGGGGGAGCCUCCACGUCGUCCCCUAGAGCGCGUACACCUCUACCCCGGCAGGAAUCUGAGAUUCCUGAACCCGCCGCUCACCUUGGCAUGGGCCCUCCAGCCGCCCUGCCACCGCCGCGGCCCCUACACUCCUAUGUCUACCAUGGAGAUAAAGGGAUCAAGGUACGAGUCAUAUACGCCGCGAGCCUCCUCGAAGGCACCCCUGCAACUACAUGGGCGACCAAGGAAAGGGAGCUUGAGCGUAGCAAUUCUGCCAUGACAUGGGAAGAAUUCAAGAACUUCCUUCUGGACCAGAUUGAAGACCACCGUAACCGCGCCUUCACAGCGGCGCAGCGGUUCAACUCACUACGUCAACGAGACGACGAGAAUCCUUCCGAUUUCAAUGCAAGAUUCGAAGAAUAUUGGGAGGAACUGUCUGACGAUUUGAAUCUAUUGAAAACGCAGCUUUACCUCGCGAAGCUGACUCAUAAGGUGCGGACGACGAUAUCGCAAUAUCAAAGUCCGCCCACCAAUCGCACCGAGCUUGUCAACCUGGCUUCUCGAAUCUAUUUGAAUAAUCAACACCAUGAGAAGAAGGGGGACAAGACUCCCUCAAAGCAACCGACAACAGGAUCAAAACGGCGCCAUGACGGCUCCGACUGGAUAACAACCUUUGUUUUAACUGCGGAAUCUCAGGCCAUUUUGCCAGUGAUUGCCGGUUGGAAAAAGAUAGGUCCGCCGGGCCACGCAAAGUUUACAGAUGGAACAAAAUGCCACCGAUUCGGCAUCAUUCAAACAAAGUGUGAGGCCACGGACUCUGAAGGAACCUCCAAGGGGAGCAGUCUGCUCCUCCACGCUGUCAACAUCAUAGAUGAGGACGUCAUCCUAGGUCUCCCGUGGUUGAGAGAAAACAAUCCUCUCAUCGACUGGGUCACUCAGGCGUGGCGGUACCGCCUCACCGACGAAGAGGCAGCUAUAGAGGAACCCGAAGAGUUCCAUCGGAAGAAUCUCGAGGAUAAGAUUGAGUCGAUAUACUGUGUAGCAGGUGACUUGGACUUGGAGGCAGGCGGAGAAGCCGCCACCCUCACUGCCAGAUUAGCAGUGAUGUCUGCCACUGAAGGCGGACGAACGCAACGUCUCUUCACAGAUUACAAGGACGUUUUUUCAGAAAAGGAAGCAGCGAAGUUUCCUGAUACCAAAGUGCGACAUAAGAUCCAUCUUGAAGAGGGCGCGACAGCGCCGUACGGACCCCUUUACAAUUUGUCAGUAAAGGAAUUGGACGUUCUGCGCAAAUAUCUUGAAGAAGCGCAGUCAAAGAACUGGAUACGCCCAUCGAAAAGUCCAGCGGGGGCACCUAUACUAUUCGUGCCCAAGAAGGACGGUAGGCUGCGCCUCUGCGUAGACUACAGGGGCCUCAAUAAGGUGACGGUUAAGGAUCGCUAUCCACUACCAUUAAUUGAUGAGAUGAUCGAUCGAUUAUCCGGAGCAAGGGUGUUCUCGAAGAUUGACAUACGGGACGCCUAUCAUAGAAUAAGGGUUAACGAAAACGACAUUUGGAAGACAGCUUUUCGUACCAAGUACGGCAAUUUUGAAUAUCUCGUUUUGCCUUUUGGUCUUUGCAACGCUCCGGCCACCUUCCAGGCCUACAUAAAUGAGGCACUGCGGGGCCUUGUCGAUGUCUCCUGCAUAGUAUACUUGGACGACAUCCUAAUCUUCUCGAAAACGGAAAAAGAACAUGAUUCCCACGUUCGGGAGGUGUUGGAUCGCUUGAGGCAACACCAGCUCUAUGCAAACACUGAGAAAUGCUCGUUCUACACACAGGAGAUUGAUUUCUUAGGUUAUAUUGUUGGGGUUGAUGGCAUUUCAAUGGACAGGAGCCGGGUCUCCGCCAUUGAGGACUGGCCGGCGCCGCGCACGUACCGCGAGGUGCAGGUAUUCCUAGGAUUUGCGAAUUUCUAUAGACGGUUCAUCUAUGCGUAUUCGCGGAUUGCUGCCCCCCUUACAGAUUUGUUAAAGGGAAGUGUUAAAGGCAGGAAAACGGGACCGUUUAUCCUUACCCAAGACGCUGUGAGGGCGUUUGAAGAAUUGAAGCAAGCUUUUGCAGAUGCCACGAUGUUAAAUCACUUCGACCCCGGCCUACCCAGUCAGUGUGAAACUGAUGCAUCUGGGAAUGGUGUCUGCGGAAUCUUUUCGCAGUUGACACCGGAGGCUUUCCAACGUUGGAAGGAUCGGGGGUUAAUAACCUCUGGAGAUACAGGCAAUGGAAUGCCUGUAGGAGAAGGCUUUUUCACAGAACCUACAAGGCGCCGUGAAUGGAGACCAGUGGCCUUCUUCUCCAAGAAGCUAUCGCUCACGCAAAGAAGGACGUCAAGCCAGGUGGGCGGAGCUGCUUUCGGAGUAUGA
Messenger RNA from Histoplasma mississippiense, 2418 nucleotides. RefSeq lists its product as hypothetical. NCBI's taxonomy places the organism in Eukaryota, Fungi, Ascomycota, Eurotiomycetes, Onygenales, Ajellomycetaceae. The transcript is spliced from 5 exons. The coding region runs from base 1 to 2418 and encodes 805 amino acids. The record is from RefSeq and is a predicted model, not a curated record.